Molecule: messenger RNA, 833 nt
Organism: Malania oleifera
Lineage: Eukaryota; Viridiplantae; Streptophyta; Magnoliopsida; Santalales; Ximeniaceae
Product: 17.3 kDa class II heat shock protein-like
Exons: 1
Coding region: 111-584 (157 amino acids)
Biological process (GO): response to heat; response to hydrogen peroxide; response to salt stress
Source: RefSeq, a predicted model, not a curated record
UUUCCAUAGACAUUAAAUCAUUCCCAAGAUUUCCAACAACCCAAUUUCAAUUCCCUGCACUAUCGUUUUCAAUUCCGACCCGGAGCACAAGGAUUUGAAGAAUUAGAAGUAUGGAUAGGAGGAUCCUGGGCUUCGACUCGCCUCUGUUUUCCACUCUGCAGCACAUUCUGGACACCGCCGACGAUGCCGACAAGUCCUUCAACUCCCCCAGCCGGAAGUACGUCAGGGACGCGGAGGCGAUGGCGGCGACGCCGGCGGACGUCAAGGAGUACCCGAACUCGUACGUGUUCGUGGUGGACAUGCCGGGGCUGAAGAGCGGCGACAUCAAGGUGCAAGUGGAGGACGACAAUGUGCUUGUCGUCAGUGGCGAGAGGAAGCGGGACGCGGAGGAGAAGGACGGCGCCAAGUACGUGAGGAUGGAGCGCAGGGUGGGGAAGUUCAUGAGGAAGUUCUCCCUGCCGGAGAAUGCCAACACUGAUAAGAUUUCGGCGGUUUGCCAGGACGGCGUGCUGACGGUGACGGUGGAGAAGUUGCCGCCGCCGGAACCCAAGAAGCCGAAGACCAUCGAUGUGAAGAUCGCCUGAGAUAGAGAUCACUUAGAAUCUCAUAUUCAGGGUCUUUUUUCCACUCUAAUAUGUGUUUCGUCUCUGUUACCUCUCUGUUUUUGUUGUAUUUUGUAAAAUUUGGUUCCAGUGUGAUGUUUGAGUUUUUGUGCUGUAAGAACAACUUAGGAUCUUUAAUUAUUAUGAAACUUCCCAUAAACAUAAUAUUUUUAAAAUAAUAAAUAAUAAAGAUUAUUAUAAUAUUAAUAUAUCAGGAUUAUUCAUGUUGUA